AUAUUUCAUGUGUUGUACGUCGUGUCCGGUGGAGGUCACAGUCAUUGGAGCAGAGUGAGGUUGUUGCUGACAUGGCCAAGCUGUUUGAGUCCAUUGGAAAGUUGGGGCUCGCCCUCGCCAUCGGUGGAGGUGUUGUGAACUCCGCCCUCUUUAAUGUUGAUGCAGGGCAUCAGGCUGUAAUAUUUGACAGAUUCCGUGGUGUACAAGAUGUAGUCGUUGGUGAAGGCACUCACUUCCUCAUUCCUUGGGUUCAGAAGCCCAUCAUCUUUGAUUGUCGAUCCCGUCCACGCAAUGUGCCUGUCAUCACUGGCAGCAAAGAUCUGCAGAAUGUUAACAUCACACUGCGUAUCCUCUUCCGGCCGGUGACGACCCAGCUGCCCCGUAUCUUCACCAGUAUUGGUGAAGAUUACGAUGAGAGGGUGCUACCGUCCAUCACCACAGAGGUCUUAAAGGCUGUUGUCGCUCGGUUUGAUGCAGGGGAGCUCAUCACUCAGAGAGAACUUGUGUCUCGGCAGGUCAGUGAGGACCUUACGGAAAGGGCUUCCACCUUCGGGCUCAUCUUGGAUGACGUAUCACUGACACACUUGACCUUUGGUAAGGAAUUCACAGAGGCUGUUGAGAUGAAGCAGGUGGCCCAGCAGGAGGCUGAGAGAGCCCGUUUUGUUGUAGAAAAGGCCGAGCAACAGAAGCAGGCUACCAUCAUUUCAGCAGAGGGAGAUUCUCAGGCCGCCUUGCUCAUUGCCAACUCCCUGAUGGAUGCCGGUGAUGGUUUGGUGGAGCUUCGUAAGCUGGAGGCCGCAGAAGAUAUCGCCUUUCAGCUCUCACGCUCCCGCAAUGUCACUUACCUGCCGUCAGGACAGGGCACGUUGCUGCAGCUGCCUCAGUGAUAGCAUCCUACUCCCACUUUCCCCAGCUGUGACAUGGGCCAUGGAGGGGCUGGCAUGAAGAUUCAGCUGAUGGUUCUUGCAUCUUCACUUGCAUUCCUCCCACUCUUUCUUAAACUGCCACUGGACUGGGCCCUGCUGUUUGCAGCAUGGUGGGGGAUAGAGUGAGAGGUCUGUGAAUACAUUUAUAGGGUCCACUCUUGUGUAUGGAAGUUGAGGGGAGAAUUACUCCAUCUUCGAUGAUCUAAAUAUAUAGUACUUUGAGAAAGAUCACUAGUGCAGUUAAUUUGAAUUGCAGCUAUGUCACAGAAUGGGAGCAAUGCAUGUGUGGAAAGCAACAUUUUAGCAUAAAGAAAACUGUGAUGUUGUUGUGCUGGAAGGUUUAUUUGUAAUCUCAAACAAAAGGCUCCCUGAUGGUUUCAUUCUUUCACUUUGGUUGGGUUGUUUUUUCUCAAAUAUUGCCAUCUUGUAUGAAUUAGGAUGUACCUAUUGAAAAUUAAAGUGUAUGCUCUGUCAUUAGUUUUCAUUAGUUUUCAUUGGCAUUGUAAGGAAAGCUCCACGGCUCAGAAAUGACUUAAGUUAAUAAAGAUGUAUUUCUACUUCCCAAUGGUUGUUGUAUUCAGUGAAGGAGCAACUGCAGUAUUUUAUCUUUUUCGUGUCGCAUGGAACCGGAUAAGUAUCUUUGAAAUGUUUUAUCCAAAGCUGGUCCGAUAAGAUGAUUCUAUUACUGCAAUAGUUUGGAGAUGAUUGUAUGUCUUCAACCAUCAUUAAUAAGGGUCUAAACUAGAGUUACCGCAAUUAAGAUGUAUUAUAUUUAGUCCUUUAUACUAAAAUUUGUUUGGAAAUAUGUAAUAAAGACCCCCUUCAACUAUGGUCCAUGACCUGCACUCUUAGACCACAAUGUUGACAUUAUGCCAUGUGUGCCUUGUGCUCGGUUUUCAUCGGUUUUUUCCCAGAAUACUUUGCUGGUGACUUCUGACUACAAAGACUUCUUUGUGCUUCAUGAACUUUAAACUGGUGGAAUAAAUGUGAUUUAUUCUACUCUAA
Girardinichthys multiradiatus is the source of this 1931-nucleotide messenger RNA. RefSeq names its product prohibitin 1. Gene Ontology annotation, biological process: mitochondrion organization. NCBI's taxonomy places the organism in Eukaryota, Metazoa, Chordata, Actinopteri, Cyprinodontiformes, Goodeidae. The record is from RefSeq and is a predicted model, not a curated record. The coding region runs from base 72 to 887 and encodes 271 amino acids. Gene Ontology annotation, cellular component: mitochondrion; membrane. The transcript has 7 exons.